Anthonomus grandis grandis is the source of this 4064-nucleotide messenger RNA. RefSeq lists its product as uncharacterized. The record is from RefSeq and is a predicted model, not a curated record. Lineage: Eukaryota; Metazoa; Arthropoda; Insecta; Coleoptera; Curculionidae. The transcript has 2 exons. Bases 46 to 1206 code for a protein of 386 amino acids.
CAAGUUCUAAGUUUUCGUAAGUGCUUAAGUGAUUAAAAAGUGAUAAUGAAGCGGAAAAAUUCGGAUUCUUCAAGUUUAUCAGAUUCUUCGGACGAGGAAGCCAUUGAGAGAGAAAUUUAUCUCUUAAAAGAUAGACUAAAGAUGCUGAGGAAGGUAAAGAACAAGGGGACGCCAUCGUGUAGCGUCAAACAUGGCGGCCAAGCCGUGCCCGACACACCGGCGUGGUAUACGGCCCCUCCGCCACCACCGCCGCCGUUACCACCACAAGACCCGCAGCCUUCAACAUCUUUCGUCCCCGACGCUAUCGAUCAAGGAUGGUUCGAGGCCGACGACAAUGACGAUCUCUCGUUUGUUGAACAGACAACAACGAGUCAAGAUGGCGGCGGGCACGAAAGUGGUCAAACUGAACCAAUCCGCGGAAUUUACUUGGAUCCGUUGGUCUCAAAAAUUUUGGGACAGGAUUGCGAUUCUUCUCCUGCAAAUACCGACGAAUUUUUCCCCACAGUUGGACACCAGUGGGGAAAUAUUCUUUGUAAGGGACUGCCUGAUGAGCAAGUAACAACAUUGGCGGAAAAAUAUCCAGUGCCUGCUAACUGCUGUCCAUUAAAGACGCCAGAGCUGAAUCCUGAAGUUAAAUUAAAUAUUAACGAUUCUGCCAUACAGAGGGACGACAAGAUUUUGAAAAACCAAUUGCAGCUGAGCGGAGCCAUUGUGGGAAUUGGUAAGGCUCUGUCAAGGCUAUUAAUUAGAUCCCCUCUUUCCCAUGAAAAAAAUCUGGAACUGCUUGAGUGGUUAAGUGACUCAGGUAGAAUUUUGUGCAAUCUUUUCCACGGCCAAUCUGUCCAUAGAAAAACUUCCAUUUUGCAAUGGGGGUUUAAGCAAAAAUUAAAAGAUAAUUUUAAAAAGAUUUUACAUGAGGCGCCAAUUAGCGAGUUACUCUUUGGGGAUAACCUCUCCGAACGUCUAGAGCAAGCAAAGACCUUGGAGAAAAAUAGCUCUGUUCUUGUCGAAAAGAAGAAUUUAAACUUCAAGAGCCCACCCCCUCGGAAGAUGGUUUCCAAACAGAUCACCUCCGGCCAGAGGUUCCAGCCUCGGUGGGGUGGGCACUCAAAUGCUCAACCAAAAGACAGGCAGCAGAGGAGCAAGCGCUGGUCAGAUCCAAAGAAAAAGCAGAGUCAGAAGGAGAACCGGAAAAAACAAUGGUAAGUAAAUUUGCUGGCCGACUUGCCAUGUUUAAAAAUAAAUGGACACCUUACUGUAAUGAUAAACAUAUUUUAUCCUGGUUGGAGGGGUAUAAGAUCCCCUUUUUAUCUAAAGUGGUCCAAAAAUAUCCUCCAAAAGAGAGGACUUGGUCUCUUAAAGAAAAAACUGGUCUGAAGUUGGCCAUAGAUCACUUAUUAAAUAUUGGUGCAGUGCAGCAGUGCACACCCUUAUCAAAUCAGUUUAUCUCAAAUAUUUUUCUACACCCUAAACCAGACGGUUCAUAUAGAUUUAUUCUUAAUUUAAAAAACCUAAAUACAUUUGUAAAAACUGAACAUUUUAAGCUAGAGGAUAGAAAGCUGGCAAUAAAUUUAAUAUCAAAAAAUUGUUAUAUGUCCACUAUUGACCUAAAAGAGGCUUAUUUCCUGAUACCUAUUAGUAAGAGUCAUCAAAAAUUUUUAAGAUUCUAUUUUGAAUCAAAGGUUUACGAGUUUACCUGCAUGCCCUUUGGUUUGUGUUCAGCCCCCUGGGUAUUUACAAAACUGCUUAAACCAGUAGUGACUCAUCUUAGAAAGCGGGGGUUUUUGUCAGUAAAUUAUCUUGAUGACUUUUUUCUUCUUGGAAACUCAAUAGAAGAGUGUGAAAGAAAUAUAAAAGCUACAUGUGAUUUACUUACAGAACUAGGUUUUCUUAUAAAUUUUGAAAAAAGUCUUUUGCAACCAAGUCAAUACUGUAAGUUCUUAGGUUUUAACUUUGACUCAAUCAACAUGGGGCUUAGCCUUCCUUUAACAAAAACUGAAAAAAUUUAUAGUCUUUUACAAAAGUUCCUUUUGACAAAGCUGUGCAGCAUAAGACAAUUUGCUAAACUUUGUGGUGUUCUAGCAUCAAUAUGUCCGGCUAUUCCUUAUGGCAGAGUAUACACUAAAAAAUUUGAAAGGGAAAAAUUUUUAGCUCUAAAAAACAAUGGGGGGCAGUACGAUAAAAAAAUGACAAUCCCAGUGCCAUUGCAUGCAGAAGCAAAAUGGUGGAUGGAAAAGUUGAAAAAUCCCUUUUGUCCUUUUCCUACCUUCGAGUAUAAAAUAGAAAUAUUUUCAGAUGCCACCCCGGACGCCUGGGGCAUUUUCUGUAGAGAGGAAAGCUCAAGGGGUUUUUGGAGCCCCAAGGAAAGACUUGAAAGCAUAAAUUUCUUGGAACUAAUGAGCGCCUUUAUCGGGUUAAAAUGUUUUGCCAAAAAUCUCUCUUUUUGUAAUAUUCUUUUACGUAUAGAUAACACCACUGCAAUUUCCUACAUAAAUAGAAUGGGAGGAAUUCAAUACAAAAAAUUAAAUAAACUUGCUAGAGAAAUUUGGCAGUGGUGUGAACAUCGCAACAUAAUUAUAUUUGCCUCCUAUAUCAGUUCCCAAGAAAACAAAGAGGCAGAUUAUCAGUCAAGGGUAGGUCGAGCGGAGGUAGAAUGGUCUCUUAGCCCAAAAGCCUUUUUGCAAAUUUCAAAUAAAUUUGGAUUACCAGAUGUAGAUUUAUUUGCUAGCCGUAAUAACAAUAAAUGCUCCAAGUUUGCCUCUUGGUUUAAGGACCCGGAGGCAUUUUUGGUAGAUGCCUUUACAGUCUUUUGGGGAGAUUACUUCUUCUAUGCCUUUCCACCUUUUAAUUUGAUACCAAAGUUUCUGAGAAAGAUUUCGACUGAAAAUGCUCGAGGCAUUGUUGUGGCACCCUAUUGGCCUAGUCAAGCAUGGUUCCCUAAAUUCAAGGAAAUGCUUGACUCGGAGAUGCUAAUUCUUAAACCUAAAGAAGAUCUUCUCCUUUCUAUUGAUAGAUCCCCUCACCCACUGUGGAGGCAGCUUUCAUUGGUGGUUGGGGUGUUAUGCAAGAAGCUUACCGCCGCAGAGGAGUGCCCCCUGAUGCCAUAAAAAUAAUUUUAUCUUCGAUCACCAAAUCAACCAUUAAACAAUACGACUCUGCCUUGAAGUUAUGGUGGCAAUUCUGCAGGGAUGCUCAUAUUUGCAUGUAUAGUCCUUCUGUACUAGAAUUGUUGCAGUUUUUCACGAAAUGCUUUGAUGAAGGAAAAAGGUAUGGUUCCUUAAAUAAUAUUAGAGCAGCUAUUAACCUAAUUGUUCAUCCUAACUUGAUGGCAGAUAAUCGAAUUAAGAGAUUUUUCAAAGGUGCUUUAAAUUUACGGCCGUUAAAGCCCAAAUACUCUUAUACUUGGGAUCCUGAAAUUGUAAUCUCUUAUCUUGAGUCAUUUUAUCCUUACAAAAAUGUGUCUCUAAAAGACAUUUCCUUUAAAUUAGUAACACUAUUGGCUUUAAGUACAGGUCAUAGAGUGCAAACUCUUUCUCUUAUCCAUAUCUAUAAUAUAAAAAUGACUCAAGGUAAAUAUGAAAUAAAGGUACCGGAUAGGAUAAAAACAACCAAUAGAAAUGAAUAUCAACCAAUCUUUUAUAUAGAAAAACACACUUCUCCCAAAAGAUGCAUUAGUAUUCUGUUAAAACAUUAUUUAGAAGUAACCCAAUCACAUCGGGGGAAUAAUUCAACACUCUUUUUAACUUUUAAAAAACCCUAUAAACCAGCUUCGCCUCAAACCUUGAGCCGUUGGAUUAAAACAGUAAUGAACAAUAGUGGGAUUGAUACUAAAAAAUUCACCGCACAUAGUACGAGACAUGCCUCAACCUCAGCUGCAUAUCGUAAAGGGGUUGACAUUAAUAUUAUUAAACAGUCAGCGGGUUGGACUAAAGAGUCCAAAGUAUUUUCUCUUUUCUAUAAUAAGCCUCUCUUAGACGAUAGGACAACAUUUGCGAACGCAGUUACAAAUAACUCUUGAUGUGUGAUUUAAGUAUAUAAAUAUUAAAUUAUAAAUAUACGUUAAU